Exophiala bonariae is the source of this 1569-nucleotide messenger RNA. RefSeq names its product Sphingolipid C9-methyltransferase 2 (gene MT2). The record is from RefSeq and is a predicted model, not a curated record. The coding region runs from base 1 to 1569 and encodes 522 amino acids. NCBI's taxonomy places the organism in Eukaryota, Fungi, Ascomycota, Eurotiomycetes, Chaetothyriales, Herpotrichiellaceae. The transcript has 2 exons. Gene Ontology annotation, biological process: cellular response to biotic stimulus.
AUGGUCAAAACACAUUCAGAGUCCUCUGAGGACUUUGAAUUUAUUGAAACUCCCACUGCCACUCCCCCGCAGAUCCCCAUUGCCGAUUAUGGUGUGCGCACCACUUCUUUCCCUGCCAUCAAAAAUGCACCUCUCCCAGCAGAUGCAUCCGGUAGUGACUCCUUCAACAAUUACCUUCUCUUUGCCCUUCUCAUCAUCGUGCCAUGGUGGGUGGCCCGUCAAUUCCACGGUGGUUUUUACACCACCAUCUUCUUCGCCCUCUUGACCUCAAUCCCCAUCUUGAUGAUCUUCUGGACCCUGGCAUCAUCCAUCUCUCCUAGAAAGAACGAGAAGGCUCGCUACCCCGGCCUCCCCAUCGAGCACUACCUAUCCUUCCGUUCUCAAGAGGACCGUGAUAAAUACUAUGGCAAGAACCGUAUCCCUAUGGAGACAUUCUCAGAAAUGUACUUUGACGAGAAGGUCGACAUCAAGGGCGACACACUCGAGAUUCUCGAAUACAGACACGAUUGGGCCAAUUUCCGAUUCACCAUGGGUCUUUUCAAGCAUUUUUUCACAGGCUUCAUUCCCGAAAUGUUGCUGCACACUCGCUCUCAAGACGAGGAGCAAGUGCGAGACCACUACGACCGUGGCGACGACUUCUACAGCUGGUUUCUUGGCCCUCGCAUGAUCUACACCUCCGGUAUCAUUUCCGACAUCAACAAGGAGGAGAGCCUGGAGCAACUUCAGGACAACAAACUGGCCAUUGUCUGCGAGAAAAUCGACGUCCAGCCUGGUGACAAGAUGCUCGAUAUUGGCUGUGGUUGGGGCACACUCGCCAAAUAUGCCAGCGUCAACUAUGGCGCCAACGUGACGGGCGUCACUCUCGGCCGCAACCAGACCGCCUGGGGCAACAACGGGCUCCGCAAAGCCGGCAUCACCGACCAACAAAGCAACAUCCUCUGCAUGGACUACCGCGAUAUCCCCGUCCCCGAAGGCGGCUUCAAACGUAUCACCUGCCUCGAGAUGGCGGAGCACGUCGGUGUGCGCCACCUCGCCUCCUUCUUCCGCCAAGUCAACGAUAUGCUCGACGACGACGGCACCUUCUUCCUACAAAUCGCCGGGCUCCGCAAGUUCUGGCAGUACGAGGAUCUCGAAUGGGGCCUGUUCAUGAACAAGUACAUCUUCCCUGGCGCCGACGCAUCCACCCCACUAGGCUUCGUCGUCGACACGCUCGAGGGCGCCGGCUUCGAGGUCAAGAGCAUCGACACCAUCGGCGUCCACUACUCGGCGACCCUGUGGCGGUGGUAUCGCAACUGGAUCGCCAACCAGGACAAGGUCAAGGCCAAGUACGGCGUCCGCUGGUACCGCAUCUGGGAGUAUUUCCUCGCGUACUCGACCAUCAUUUCUCGCCAGGGCAGUGCCACUUGCUUUCAAAUCACGUUGGUCAAGAAUAUCAACAGCACGCAUCGUGUCGAGGGUAUUGACACCCAGUUUGGCCUCAGUGGGGCUCUGAAGGCUGGGUUGGCGAAGCUGGUUGCGCCCAAGGCGAAUGGAAACUCGGCCAAGAAGGCUGUGAAUGGUGGGUUGUGA